AUGCCUCUGGUGCCAAAAGUUUCACAGAUUGUAACGCAGAGAAGAGGUACCAUCAGGAAGCAACGCGAUGACGACCCAAUUUUGCACAUGCUGGAGGUGGCCUCUGACAUGGAAGAUUCCUGCUGCAUGAAAUGUGAACCUCAUGCUCGAUUGCCGCAAUCACUUCCCGAGUGUUUAAGUAUUUUGGAGCUAAGAGGCAGCGGUUAUGGGCAACCCGAUGAACUCGAUAGAAUACAUCAAGCUCAGAUGAUAAUUGAUACAAAGUGGUUGAUUAGCAGAUCGAAUGCAACAUCGAACUCUGAGCUUGAUGUCAUGCUCCAGGCGAUAGACGGCAGCGUACAAGGUGCGAUCGGAGGCGGUGAACAAGCUGGUGGAGCAACCGUGAAACAAGAGUACAAAAACUUAUUGACCUCGAUAUCCGAGGAUCUUAACAUCAUCGAUGCAGUUGCAUGGUACCCAGGACCCAUUGUCAAGUGCAGUCUGCCCAUUCCUCCAGCCUCACCUUCCCAUGUCCCUCAACAACUCUUUCUCCACACCAAAGCAUGCUCAACGACAGCUGAGCACGAGGAUAGUCACACUAUACCUGGCCUUCUCUCAAGUCUUUCACUAUCACCCGAAUGGUACGGCCCAUCUUGCCGACGAUGGAACUGUGCCUUGCCGCCAGUGAUCGACACGAAAUUAUCCAAGAGAUCCUUGAAUACUCUGUUCGAACUCAUUCAUUUGCUCAUUGGCAUUGGCAAUAAUGGCAGCCCGAACAAUUGUUCAAACCUAAUGCUACAAUGCAAGAGCGGAUACACUAGAAUCCACCUUUGCUCGUAUACGUGGAUACAUCCUCCGUAUCCCACUCCACUCACCAAGAUGCGAUUUGUCUCUAUUCUCUUCCUACCCCUUCUUCCCUCCCUUGCAUCCACCUUUCCAAACCCAGUUAUCCAGCCUCGCGGUUACACCACCACAACUGCUUCAUUACCCGAGAUUCCCACACUACAUGUAACUGACUUCGGCGCGUUCAUCAGUUCAAGCUCAAACAUUCCAAGCUAUGUCUCGUUCCACGUCCAAGACCCACGGCCGCAAUAUCACGCUGAAGUGGACUGCAUCUUCGUUACCGACACUGCUUAUCCAUCCAUAUACCUCGAAGGGUACUGGCCCUGCGAAGGCGGUGAUGGAAUCGCAUUCUGGCUGGAUGAAGACUUUAUGAAGAUCCGGAGGCCUUUUUUGCAGGACCCAAAUGAUCCUAAGUCGUAUGCAGUGGGACUCACCAAACAAGAUACAUAUUGGGCCGAAUCUACCUUGAUCGGAUCAUGCGCGAAUGUGACCACAAGCCGUGUUGGCAAGUUCUACGCGCGAUCCAGGAAUUGGGAUUUUCCUAUCAACCAGAUCAUCGCGUAG
This is a messenger RNA of Lindgomyces ingoldianus, 1386 nucleotides long. RefSeq lists its product as uncharacterized. The transcript has 9 exons. The record is from RefSeq and is a predicted model, not a curated record. NCBI's taxonomy places the organism in Eukaryota, Fungi, Ascomycota, Dothideomycetes, Pleosporales, Lindgomycetaceae. Bases 1 to 1386 code for a protein of 461 amino acids.